Molecule: messenger RNA, 627 nt
Organism: Maudiozyma barnettii
Lineage: Eukaryota; Fungi; Ascomycota; Saccharomycetes; Saccharomycetales; Saccharomycetaceae
Gene: RRG9
Product: Rrg9p
Exons: 1
Coding region: 1-627 (208 amino acids)
Cellular component (GO): nucleus
Source: RefSeq, a predicted model, not a curated record
AUGCAAAGAAUCGAUCUAUUAAGAAUAACAGUGAGAUCGUUCCAUGUACGACGUGAAUUGUCAUCGAGUAAUCCGAGGAAUAAGUCAGCUAAAAAAGUUAUUGAAUUCUUAACAGGUAAUGCAAAUAAAGUUGGUUCAAAUCAAAAGGAUAAAGUGAUACCAUUAUGGAAACAAAGAGAUGAAACAACAAAGAAAAAGAUUAAAGGGGAACGUUGGAAUCCUAGUAAAAGGUUAUCGAGAGAAGGUAUGGAUAAUGUGCGACUUCUAAAACAACAAAUGCCUCAUUUGACAGCUAGCGAUUUAGGUGCUCAUUUUAAAAUUUCUCCUGACGCUAUAAGAAGAAUUCUGAAGAGUAAUUUUAAACAAACUGAGGAAGAAAGUAUAAAUAUUCAAAAAAGAUGGAAGAAAAGAGGAGAAAUGAUAAAACAGUUACAUGAAAAUAAAUCACUUGAGUUAGAGCAGGAUGAGAUACCCAUCACACGAAAGAUAAGAUUACAUUUCAAUUCUCGAAGUAAUACUAUGGAAAAGACCGGCAUUAAAAGACAAUCUGCACCAAAUAACGAAUCUCAAAAAAGUAAAAAGAUAGAUAAAUUAUCUCUUUUAAAUAAAGUCAUCGAUAACAAUUAA